Messenger RNA from Ceratitis capitata (Mediterranean fruit fly), 2353 nucleotides. RefSeq names its product E3 ubiquitin-protein ligase rnf146 (gene Rnf146). Lineage: Eukaryota; Metazoa; Arthropoda; Insecta; Diptera; Tephritidae. Gene Ontology annotation, cellular component: nucleus; cytoplasm. Gene Ontology annotation, molecular function: ubiquitin protein ligase activity; zinc ion binding; poly-ADP-D-ribose binding. Bases 267 to 1604 code for a protein of 445 amino acids. The record is from RefSeq and is a predicted model, not a curated record. The transcript is spliced from 4 exons. Gene Ontology annotation, biological process: ubiquitin-dependent protein catabolic process; Wnt signaling pathway.
ACAGAGCGAAAUUGACAAAAAAAUAUUGAAAUAAAACAGUUCUUUCUUCCAUUUGAUGACAAAUUACUUGUGUGAGCUGAUUUUCGUGUCAGAAGCAAUCAACGCGGUGAUGAAGUGUAGAUGUGUAGAUGUGGAGUCAAUAAAUAAUAACAAAAUACUUAAUUAACAAACAAAUAACAAAGAAAGAAACAAUAUUGUUUUAAUUGUGUUUAGCAAUAUUGAAAGCAAAGUGGAAAGUUGUACACCAGUGAAAUUUGUUUUUGUAAAUGGAGACAAGUGAGGAAACAGGCGAUAGUCUGGCUCAAGAAAUAAACGCAACAAUAACGUCUGGUGCAACAAGAAUAAUAAUGGCCGAUCUGCACAAUGAAACGAAUGUGCCAGUUAUUGUACCAUACGAGGUUGAAACAAAUUUGCAAAUUCCUACUACGUCAGUGACUGCAAUGCCACUUGGAGCAGACACAACAACAGUAACAACACGAGAUGAAAACACCAACAAUGCAACUGAUGCCGUAAUCGAUCUAUGCAAUACCACCCCCCCGACCGCAUCCACAUCGAAAUCAGCUGCAGCAGCAGCAGCCGCCGCGGCAGCAGUUAUAUGUGUCGAUAGUAGUCCGGAUGAAAGGUCGGCUGAUGCUGAGGACGCUGCAGGACCUUCAGCUACAAUUGAGUGCCCAAUAUGCUUACAAACAUGUAUACAUCCAGCACGUUUGCCAUGUGGGCAUAUAUUUUGUUUCCUAUGCGUGAAAGGCGUGGCCUAUAAAAAUCGUCGUUGUGCUAUGUGUAGACGUGAAAUACCGCCAGAAUUUCUUGAUCAUCCCGAUCUGGUCAAUGGCAUAGAUGAUAUUUGUGCAACAAAAUCCACAGAAGAUGGUUAUCAAUGGUUCUACGAAGGACGUAACGGUUGGUGGCAGUACGAUGAUCGUACCAGUCAGGAUAUUGAGGAGGCUUUUAAGAAAGGUGAAAAAUCCUGCAUCAUAUUAGUAGCUGGCUAUGUGUAUGUCGUCGAUUUGGAGACAAUGGUGCAGCAGCGACAAAAUGAGCCGAGUCGUUGUCGACGCGUUAAACGCGAUUUGGCGACGAUACCGAAAAAAGGUGUCGCUGGUUUACGCAUCGAAGGCAAUACCGUUAUAACCGAUUCGAAUUUCGCUUCACAAAUAUACGAACAACAACAACAAAGCCUAGCACUCGGCCUAGGUGUAGCAAAUACGCCCACAGACUCCACAUCCGAUCUUAGUUUGCCACUCAACUAUUACAGCAUGCGACAUCCAGCUAACGCUAGCGAUUUUAUAUCAACAAUUGCCGCUACCGAUGCAGCUAUACGCAUAGCCAGCGAUAUAAUCGGUUCGACAUUAGCGCAUGCGGAUGAACUUUCACGCAACACAGCUGCAGCAGCAGCAGCCGCAGCCGCUGCUAAUGCUGCUACAACACAACAACAGCAGCUGCAGCAUGGAGACGAUGGAAAUAUUGUACAACAACAUAUAAGUGGCGUAGAUCGUGCCACCCAACUUUUUCUUUCCAUGCAAAGUAUAGUCAAAGAUUGUGUCAUGAGUAUCGUGGAAUUAUAUCAAAUUCUACUCAUACCGAGCUACUCUGUAGAAAACUAAGUAAAGCUGCGAGCGCAAAAAAAAAAACCAAAUUCUUUAAAGCAACAUACCGUUAGUCGUAAGUGUUUUCCAAAUGAAAUCAUCAUGAAAUAAACGGAAUUCGGUGAGAGCACGGGCUACUAAAAGCGCAUACUCAUCCAUUCGAGCUCAUUAUUUAAUAUUGAAAGUAAUAAUUUGCAUGUUCAUUUGGAGGCGUUGUGAGGAGUGUUUUCUCGACUUACUAAAAAAGCUACGCAUAUUUCAAAAAAAAAAAAAAGUCAUUACAUUUUCAUAAAAUAUAGAAAAUAUUUUUUUCCAUUACUAAUUUUCCAAUUUUCUGCGCAUUAUUUAAACUCUUUCAAUUUUUUCCUGCUUAAUUUAAACACAAAAACACUUAUGAAAACACAUUAGCCUUUGAAUUGAAUACUAAAUUGUAUGUUAUGUAAGCGCGAAUUAUUCAAAAAAAAAAAAAAAACUUAAUAAAUAAAUAAUAUUAUAUAAGCAAUAAACGUAGCAUAAAAAAGCAAAUAAAAAUUGUAAGCUUUGCAUGUAAAGCUGUCUUUAUCAUUUGUAUUUCCUCAUGUGGCAUGUUUGGUGGCAUUGCCGGCAAGAAAAAAAUUCUAAAUUUAAAAGCUAUAACAACUAGGUUCACUUGCCUACAUACAUACAUACAUAUAUAUUUACAUAUGAAAAAUAAUAAUUAUCGCAAUAAAAACUAUAACUAUCGACUUUCGGUCGCAAAUACUACACAAAAACAAGACAGAAAAAAA